AUGAGAAACCAGCUCAUGGACCUGAUCCGGGAGACCCGCGCACCGGAGCCUAAGAGGAAAGAAACCGUCGCCUCACGCUGGGACCAAUUGCUGGGGAAUGCUCGAACCCAGAACAACGCGGCGCAGCGGUCAUCACCGGAAAACAGCGCCACGACCUCGACCUCGACGCUCCUGUCCGACCUGCACGAAGACAUCUACUCGUCGUCUCUGCCACCCAUCACGCUGCGCCUGCGCCCCACGCUGGGCCGCACCGUGGACGGCAUCUACGGCGACCCGACGCGCGGCUUUCGCCUGCUCGAGCGCAAAUGCCACGAGAACAACGUCAAGUCUGACAUGAGGAGCCAGGAGAAGCACGUCCGCAGGGGCCAGCGGAGGAAGAACGUUCGCAUUCUGCGGUGGCGCAAGCUGUUCAUGGAAGGGUUCCGGAGCGAGUUGGGCACGAUCCGAAAGAUGAGAAAGCAGGGAUGGUAA
Molecule: messenger RNA, 471 nt
Organism: Fonsecaea nubica
Lineage: Eukaryota; Fungi; Ascomycota; Eurotiomycetes; Chaetothyriales; Herpotrichiellaceae
Exons: 1
Coding region: 1-471 (156 amino acids)
Biological process (GO): mitochondrial translational initiation; translation
Cellular component (GO): ribosome; mitochondrial small ribosomal subunit
Molecular function (GO): structural constituent of ribosome
Source: RefSeq, a predicted model, not a curated record